UUUUGCCAUGGAGGCCAGCUUUGACUUCAGCAUUCAUGACAUGUCUCUCCUGAGAAGGUGGUGGUGUGUUAUCCUGGUGGAAAACUUUGGACUGGAAGGGUAUGGAAAGAAGUUUGCUCACUAUAGUGAGGAAGGCAGGGCGACCCUUAGCGACAAUGUUCCACCUACAUUCAGGAUCAGUCGUAAAAGGACGCAUGCAGGCAGCACCAUGAUGCCCCUGGACACUGACGAGGACCACUCCUAUAACAAGAGGCCUUGCAGCUUCCUUCCUAAAGAGUCGGAAAGUCAUGUUACCAUGGACAAAGAAGACGGAAGCCUGGAUGGCGAAAACGCAUCUUUCAAGAUGCUUGAGGAAAGGGCUCAACAAGCUCAGCACCAUCGAAGACUGACCAGUGGCUUGUUAAUAGAUUGUAUCACUCAGGACAAAGGCUUACUGCAACAUCUUGAAGCAAUCGUCACUGGACAAGUCAAGUCUCCUUGGGCAAAGAAGGACGAAAGGGUCAUCAUCUUAUUUGAAGAUGAUGACCAGGUGGACCGAGUGUUGUCAUUCCUCUCACAAGUGGUUGAGAAAACACAGACGGAGAGAAGGUUCACAGAUGAGGUGGCAUUCGUCAUGGAUGUGCUUCUGCCAGAGGCGACAGUCCACGCCCUUGCAGCUGUACUCUCGGUUUCCCUUGAAAGAGCCAAGGAAACUUAUAAAUGUGGACCCGAGUAUGACUGGAGUGAGAUGGAACUUUGUUCUCAUUACCUCACCAAGAACAUGAGUGAGGAAGCGCACCAAAGGCUGAAGGACUCCAGUGAAAGAUUCUGAGGAGCUUUGGAUUCCGAGGAGUUUUUAAAUAGGCUUUAACCUCCUGCAGGUCAAUCCUGGCUGCUUACAUUUUUAUUUAAACCAUGUUGAUUUUACU
This is a messenger RNA of Trematomus bernacchii (emerald rockcod), 908 nucleotides long. Its product is annotated as PWWP domain-containing DNA repair factor 3B-like. Lineage: Eukaryota; Metazoa; Chordata; Actinopteri; Perciformes; Nototheniidae. Bases 8 to 811 code for a protein of 267 amino acids. The record is from RefSeq and is a predicted model, not a curated record. The transcript is spliced from 9 exons.